AUGCAAAAGGCUGGCCCACCACCACCAUAUACGCCUGAAAGUCCUCCGAAAUACUCAUACUCGGAAUCAUCACCUCUUCUUCCAAUAGUGACCAGGGAUCCUCUUUCAGAAUUGGGAGAGGCGAAUAACAGAAAGAGAGAGAAGUCCUGCAAGACAUCACUCACCGUUAUCGCGGCAUUCUUGACUGCAAUUAUAAUUCUCAGUUCAGGAAUUUCGUUGUGGCCUAUCAUUCGGAAUGGGAUUCCAGCAACAAGAGUCGUGAAUUUCAAGAUCGGAAUUAUUGGUGGUGGACCUGCGGGGAUCGGUGCAGUUCAAGAGAUUGUAGUUUAUGAAGAGAAGACAAGAGUUGGCGGGAGGAUGGUAGUUGAGGGUACAACCGGCAUGAAGCUUGAGGUUGAAGAUGUUGCGAGCGGAGUAUUGAAUGGCAAGCUAUUGAGCAUUAUUGGAGGGUUGACAGAUGUGAAGGAGCAAAAAGAUAUGGCUACUGAAAGCGAAGAUCUUAGAAUAGGAAAAGUUGGAUAUUUCAACGUCAACGAUAUCGUUACUGAGACAUACCGACCUUAUGCUACCACUCCUUGGAAACAUUAUAUCUCUCUUCUCUUCAGAUAUGGUCCUUCUGUUUGGCUUGCUCCAAAAAUUCCCACGGGGACUAUGAAAUCCUUCCAUACUUUCCUUUCCACACUCGACACUAUAGGGGUAUCCUCCAUCAGAGAUCUGACCUACAUAAUGUCCAACAAAUUUGGAUACACCCCCUCCAGUCUCCCCGCAAGCGAAAGACUGAAGAAAAACGGAAUCGGAGGAAAUUACGUACGAGAUAUACUAGCCCCGCAAGUUCGGCGUCAUACUGGACAGUCGAUUGAGCAGAUAAGUGAUCUGACACUAAGUAUUGCACUUGAGCAAGAAGAAUCAGGGUCUCCGAAGGCUGUGAACCAUGGAUUUUAUCAAAUGGUGAUAGAGAGGUCAUUGAAAGAGAAUAAAGCAACACUCCAACUCGGUGCAAGAGUCACACAAGCUCGCUGGAAAAAAGUCAUUGGAGAUGAUGCAAAGUGGGUGAUACAAUGGGAAAACGCAGCACGUAUCGGGGAAAAUCUAGGUGCUGAAGAAUUCGAUAAAAUUAUCAUCGCCGCGCCGUUUAACUACACAGAACUCCUAGGAAAAACACAGGAUGGCGAAUCACUCUACCCUCUCGACGACGAUACCCAGGAUAUCGAAUACCAACCCCUAUACAUUACAUUCUUCACCACCUCCUCACUCCUCACUUCUUCACUUAAGAACGCCCCAUCCCCUCUACCCGCACAACUCCUCCCCAUCCUCGAUUCCCGCCAACCCUCCACUUCCCCCUUCAACACCCUCAUCGAACUUUCUCUUCUCCGCACCAUUUUCCCUCCUUCUCAAUCACCAGAUUUCAAUCCCCAUUCUCCUAAUCCCCAAAACCAUCCAGAAUACCUCUACCGUCUCCUCUCCUCCCACCCCAUCUCCUUCACUUCAUUCUCUAGCAUCCUCCAUUUCCCCAACACAACAAAAGUAGAAAAUUGGAAUCAGCAGGAAAUUCCACACGCAUAUCCACUCAUACAAACUUUGCUCCCCGAUGCAGAACAAGAAAAAGGAUCUCUGAAACUUGGAGAUCAUAUAUGGACGACGCGGGGAAUAGAGAGGGUAUUGGGGGAUUUGGUAGAGGGGGCGUGGAAUGCGGGGAGGAUGGUGGGGGGGAAUAUUGCGGAGGAGAUUUUUGAGGAGGCAGAGGGGAAGGGGAUUAAGAAAUAG
Messenger RNA from Botrytis fragariae, 1764 nucleotides. Its product is annotated as putative prenylcysteine oxidase 1 precursor protein. Gene Ontology annotation, molecular function: prenylcysteine oxidase activity. Bases 1 to 1764 code for a protein of 587 amino acids. Gene Ontology annotation, biological process: prenylated protein catabolic process; prenylcysteine catabolic process. The record is from RefSeq and is a predicted model, not a curated record. The transcript is spliced from 3 exons. NCBI's taxonomy places the organism in Eukaryota, Fungi, Ascomycota, Leotiomycetes, Helotiales, Sclerotiniaceae.